AUGGAGGGUGAUUUGAACCUCUCGCAGGCGCUAGGGGGGCUGCGGAUUGCAAAUCAGACAGAGGACUCGCCUCCCCCGUCACCCCGUACGGGAACUUCGUCAAACUCAAACAACCCUUCUACUAUUCAUAUCCCAGAUCUUCACUCCUUUUAUUCUCACCAAAACUACUCUGCAAAUUCGCCAACAAGCAAUGCGCCGGCUGGGAGACCAUAUCAAUCUAAUGCAUCCUCUGGCUACCCCUCGCAAAACAUCUCGUCCUCCGCGUCGAUCAAUUCGAACCCUCAAAUGUAUCCUGACUAUGCUCGCAUGACUCGUGAGCCCUCGCGAGGAUCAUUAUCAGGCCCUUCUGGAGCAGCUUCUAGACAGACACAAAGAGAGCGUUCCAACACAGACAGGUCCUACCGUCAAUCCCAUCCAACAGUGAAGAAAGGGGUUAAAGAUUUCAACUUUGGGAGAACUUUGGGAGAAGGAAGUUACAGUACUGUUGUUGCUGCUACUGAUCGAACAACACUGAAAGAAUACGCCAUUAAGGUCCUUGAUAAACGACACAUCAUCAAAGAAAAAAAGGUCAAAUACGUCAAUAUUGAGAAAAACACCUUGAAUAGGUUGGGAGAACAUCCGGGGGUAGUACGAUUGUAUUAUACAUUUCAGGACGAGAGAAGUUUGUAUUUUGUGCUAGAUCUUGCGACGGGUGGUGAGCUUUUAGGUUUCCUGAAAAGGAUGACUACUUUCGAUGAAGAGUGCACUCGGUAUUAUUCUGCACAAAUUUUGGACACAAUUGAGUAUAUGCAUAUGAAAGGCGUUAUUCAUCGCGAUUUGAAACCCGAAAAUGUACUCCUCGACGACCAGAUGCGCGUCAAGAUAACGGAUUUUGGAACCGCCAAGAUUCUUGAUCCACCAGAAAAGACAGGGGACGGAACGAAUGGGGAUUCAGCUAAUGGUGCAGAAUAUGUUUCUCCUGAACUUUUGACUUACAAGGCAGCUUGUAAGGCUUCUGAUUUGUGGGCAUUUGGAUGUAUAGUCUUUCAGUUACUCUCUGGACGACCACCUUUCAAGGCAGGGAAUGAAUAUCAAACGUUCCAGAAAAUUGUUAACCUGGAAUACGAAUUUCCAAAAGGAUUUCCCCCAGUGGCGAAGGAUUUGGUUGAAAGACUGUUGGUAUUGGACCCUGCGAAAAGGCUAAGCAUAGAACAUAUCAAAAACCACGAAUUUUUUGAAGGGGUUGAGUGGGGUCGAAAACUUUGGAAACAGAAGGCGCCGAGGCUAAAGCCGUACGUACCGCCACCAACAGAAGCAAAAAUAAUCAAACUUGACGAUUAUGCCUCCGCAUCUAACUCAUCUCACCGGAAUGGAGCAUCAUCGAAUGGAGGGCCACCGGGCUCUAGGCCUCAGCCUCCUCGUGUUAUAACCGAACUGGCACCACCAAGCCAGCUUGAUAUUGAAUGGUCUCCAGUUUUGACUAGGUCUAAUGAGCGGAUAUUGAAGCUGGGUAACGCUGUUGUACACACUAAAGCACCCAAAAAGUUUGCCCGGUUUUUUACUGGAAACAACAGCAAGAAGCGUCAAAGAUUGGUGAUGAUUACAACCUGCGCCAGAGCCAUCGUUGCAGCCUCGGGUGGUGAUAAAAAAAUGAAGAUGGAAAUCAACCUACAAGGGUCAGGCGUCAUUGCGAGGAAGGUUACUGACAGCACUUGGGCUCUUGAUACCCGCGACAAAACAUACACCUUUGAAGAUCCAAAGACCUCAGCAAGCGAGUGGCUGGAAACAAUAGAUCGUGCCCGGGAAAUCGCUAGUGCAAAUCACCCACCAGACGAUAGCUUUAUGGCGAGCACCAUGUCCAGCCCUUCAUCUACCCUCACUCUCGAGGCAAUCACCAGUCAUUCACACCAACAAGCGCGUGGCACUGGUGACAGUGGCGAUGGGCGAACAAACAAAAGAUUUUCGAAAAGGAAUUCUCGACACGGUUUAGCAGCGGUAUUUUGA
Morchella importuna is the source of this 1983-nucleotide messenger RNA. RefSeq lists its product as uncharacterized. NCBI's taxonomy places the organism in Eukaryota, Fungi, Ascomycota, Pezizomycetes, Pezizales, Morchellaceae. Gene Ontology annotation, molecular function: ATP binding; protein serine/threonine kinase activity. The coding region runs from base 1 to 1983 and encodes 660 amino acids. The transcript has 8 exons. The record is from RefSeq and is a predicted model, not a curated record. Gene Ontology annotation, biological process: peptidyl-serine phosphorylation; intracellular signal transduction.